CUGUAAGCCAAACAGAGUCGGUGUUGUUAUGCUGAGUGUGCAUGCCUUCGCCUCGCCGCUGACAAGCUGGCCGCAGCUAGCUCCAUGGGUUAGCAUACCUAGCUUCUCGCAGCUACCCUCGUCAAGUUAGUCUGAUUUAUGACAGAACUGGUUUUCAAACUAAGAGGGUCCGCGUCACUCAAGCGCCUAGCGCGCAUGUUCUCACUAGUCAAGGGGUUUAUUUUGAAAGCUUGUACCGGAAAUGCUUGUGUAGUCAGUGAGAGCUGACGACGGUGAGGCUUCUACAAUGCUGAGAUGGCAGCUAAUCUUUUGUACACACUCGUGAGCCGCGAAUAAAACAUGUCAUUCAGAUUUUGGGUUUGAUGCGGCGCUGUGGCCAGCAGUUUGGCGCGUGGACGGUGAUCUCCCCGAUUGAGGAAUCGCUCGCGGUGCUGCAUUUGCCAGAUUUAUAGUAGGAAGGCUGAGCACGGGGAUUUCCUCGCUUGUUUUGUAGGCGGGGAGUUGUUUGCCACUUUCGCAAGCGGGCGUUGAGGGGCUGGGGACAAGAGUCGUGGAAUGUCGAAACUGUGUAAACUGGGCUGCUUUGGUGACAAAUAGUUUGCCCGGGCGUCUCGUGUCCACUGUAUCGCGGCGCUCCUUCGUGGUUUGUCAACUCAUGCGCUUCUUGCUGUUCAAACCUGCUGCUUCAUCACCUCGUUGUGAAAAGGAGCGAGAGCAAGCCGAGGCAGCGGUUUAGCGAGAUCAGACCAACCAGCAGGACAGGUGGACGCGGCUCUCGUGGCAUGACUACCACAAACAAGGGAAACAAGGCCUUGAAGGUGAAGCGGGAGCCAGGGGAAAAUGGCACCAGCCUGACAGACGACGAGCUGGUGACCAUGUCGGUGCGGGAGCUAAACCAGCAUCUACGGGGUCUGUCAAAGGAGGAAAUCCUGCAGCUGAAACAGCGGCGGCGUACCCUUAAGAACCGGGGCUACGCCGCCAGCUGCCGGGUGAAGCGUGUCACCCAGAAAGAGGAGCUGGAGAAGCAGAAGGCUCAGCUGCAGCAGGAGGUGGACAAGCUGGCCACUGAGAAUGCCAGCAUGAAGGUGGAGCUGGACGCUCUGCGAUCAAAGUACGAGGCCCUGCAGAGCUUUGCCAGGACUGUGGCCCGCAACCCCGUCACCUCAGCCAGGGGACCUAUGGCCUCCGUCAUAGGGCCCCUCAUCCCUGGUAAAGUAGCCGCCACCAGCGUCAUCACCAUCGUCAAAUCCAAAACGGAGGCUAGGUCGUAGUAGCAGAAAAGGGCGGGAGGAAGAUUUUCAAGACUAAACUAGUCAGUGCAUUGUAACAUGGCACAGGAAUAACCUGUGUAAGUUCUCAGUUUUACUCCUUGGCACUAACACUAACAAUAUGCUUCCCAACAUUGCUCUUAAAGUACGACUCAGCAGUCUACACUUGUCAACAGACAUGUUGUGCUUUAGGGUGACACAAUCAAAUUGUUCAUUGAAGGCUAUCACAAUUGGUUAUUAAAGAAAGGUAUUGGCAAUACUGAAACAUUUCAUUUAAAAAACGAACUGUGGCUACAAAUAUUCAAGAACGCAAUAUUGGGCAAAAUUCAGACUGUUAAUAGCUUGUUGGUUUUUGAUGAGGUACUGUAUGUGAUGUGGCUGUUUACUUUAAGACUGAGCUCUUAAGACUUUUCCGUCCUAAGAAUUGGAAUUUGUAGAGCCUCACAACAUCACAGCUAGUAAAAUAAUAAAAAAAAAGACAUCACUCCUGGCCUCUUACCCAACACAACUUGACAAGAGAGCCAGAACAAAAACCCUUCUGCUUGUUAUUAUGCACUGACUUAAAUUGAUAAAUCAUAAAUGGUCACAAACUUGUGGUGUUGAUGCUACAGAUGUCUUCAAAACAGCCUGACUAACCCAAAACUAGUAAAAUUAGUUCAAUUUGUGAUUUUGUUGGUCGCCUGUCAAGAACAUAAGCAUGAAAUAAUGCUCCAAAUCUAGCAUUCAUUUCUGUUUAUCUGUGACAGGCUUUGAUGAACUUGUCAUUAUCAAUAUGACUGGUAGAUGCAAUAAUAUAUGUAUGCACUGAAAAUACAAAGAGGUCUUGCAUAUUUAUGGUUUAAGUGGAAACGUUCAAAAUGAUCAGCAGCUCUUAAUGAUCUUGUUUCAGAGCUGAAUGCCAUUCCAAUAUGACAAGAUUCUUCUACAAUAUCUGAAAAUCUGAAUGUUAUUACAGAAAUAUCCUCAUGUUUUGUGGGGGACAGUGAAAUCCACAAACAUUUUGAAACAUAAUUUUUGCUCAUAGAGAAAAUAUGUUCGAGUUGUUUUGUUUUAAAAGAUAUAUAUUGCAUUUUUUGUAAUUACUUGUUGACAGGGCCGUCAGAUAUUUCCAAAAAAAGAAAAAAAAUCUUUACACAAGCUUUACUGUUUGAAUUGUUAAGGUGUAGAAAACUUUGUCUAAUGUUGGGUUCUUGAUUUUUAUUACUAGGUAGAUUACCUUCCAUUGUUUAUAGAAAUACAGAAAAGGAAAACUUAAAAAAAAAAAAUCCUGUGACAUCUUUUUUGCAAUUGUACCGAAAGUGGCUUACUAUUGAAGUCUGAUAGCUUUUUCUAGUGACUAGGCGCGUACUGUGGGGUAGCGCGUGAUGUGAUGUGUAAGUGACAAGUUGGCAGUGUCGUUCACUGUAUAGAUGUCAAUGCUGUGCUAUUUAAAACAAAUCUGUAGAGCUAAACUAGGUGGUGUAAACAAGGUCAAUUGUCUUUGUGCGUAUUGGCAUCUGUGAUAUCCUCUGCUUCCUUGGUGUUAGUUACAAAUCAUAUUGUCAUUAAGAGUUUACCACGUUGAACCCGUGUAAGACAGAAUUGGGCGAAAUGGCAUUAGCGGACAUGAAUUCAAAGACUUUAACGCGAAGCUUAAAGUGAUACUGUCAUUACAGAAUCUGAAUAAUGGUUGCACCUGGUGCUGGAUGCCCUCUAAAUACAUCCUCUGCAACCUGAAAGCAAAUGACUCCAUUAAUGGACCGAUUUCAUUAUUGUAUUCACUUCAGUCACUUAAUUGGUCUGAAUUAGAUUGCAGUAAUAGAUGAAUAACCCCUCAAAUCUAGCUCUUCACAUACUAAAAGAAAUGUGAAGUCAGCAACCAGUUGACCUGUAGAUGGUUUUUUUUUUUUUUUUUUUUUUUUUCUCCCCCAAAAUCUUGAGAACAAACCUCGCAGUUUCUCAAGACUAUAAUAGUAAGAUUGCAUCAAUGAAUUUAAAGGAUAACCGCCAAAUGGCGCAGCAUCGCUUGUGUAAAUUUACCCACUGGUCUUCAGAUUGUCAGAUUAAAAGUGGUAGAGUUUGGCUGAGGGUUUGUAUGCACUAAGCUCCUGCUUGUUUUGCUCAGGACAAAACAGGUCACUCUAAAAAUGAACAAACCAUUCUAGAUGAGAAGCAGGGAAGCAGGGAUGGCAGCUCUGUUCAUUUUUUUCCUUUCCUUUCCUUUUCUUUUUUCUUUUUCUAAUAAGCAUGUCAUAAAGGGCUUCAAUCCACACUCAGAAAGACACACAGCACGACCACGUAGAAUUACAAUCAACAACAGCUGCCAGCAGCGCUCCUUCUGUGCCAAGUGUCACAUCGCUCUCCUAGUCCUCUAAAAGGAAUUUAACAGUGAAGCAGUUUUACACCUCAAGGUGAAAGUAGUUGUGUAAUGACAUUAACAGAAUGCACUUCAUCCAGAUCUCACUCUCGCUCCUGCCGGUCAGAACGUCUCCCAGUGGUCGGCGAGGUGUUAUAAUCUACGGCCACUCUCAAAAACUACACCUCAGCAAAACUCCCCAUAUCCAGAGACCUGGGUGCUGGUUAUACCGUCUGUAUCUGCGCAAGUAUCCUAUCCUCACUCUGUCAACAUGCUUAGCUAUAUUUACAUUGACUGGUUAACUGUGGGAAAAAUAUAUACCUGACUCUCGACAUAGCCCAGUAUUGAUGUUGGCGUCCUUAUUGCUGUGGCAGUCUUGUGGAGUGAAUCUUUUUUCGUGUCAAGUGUCUUUAAGGUGCUCAAGUGGCACCGUCGACCAAGCUCUCAAUCUCCGCUAGAGAUGACGACUCUCUUUCUCACACAUACAGGUGUAUAGUAUGUAGCUACAGUAGGUAUUGAUGACCAUUGUGAAAAAGUGACCCUUAAUAUGCAACUCAGUGGAAAGGUGUGAAAGAGUAGAUGUAAGAGUAAUCAAUAUUGUCAAAGUGACUAUGGUCUGUUAUUUAAUAAUCCUUGCUGUUUUGUAGUUUUUUUGUUCGUUUGUUUGUAAAAUGUGUUUUUAUUUUGCCCUCAGACUUUUCAUCCCUAAAUGGAGGAGCAGUUGGCCCUUGCUAACAUGUUAAAUCUGUAAUAGUGUGUUGUUUUUUUUUAAGGAAGAAUGGGACAGUUGCACUCAAGCCUUACUCCCUAAUUACUCUGGUCUUAAAUUAGCUGAACUGCAGAUCCAUAAAUUGGACUUGGAUAUCUCGGAUAUUGCUAUAAUAUAGAUACAGUAUGUCAGGUUUUGUGCACUGAGCUAAGUGGAUGCUACAGUAGAUUUUGUCACAAGGGCCACUUGCAAUAUCUUUUUUUUUCCUUUGGUAUGUGUGGGUGUAAGUAUGUGUGUGUGUGUUUGUGUACGAUCGAGGUUCCUCUGCUGCUACACCAGUCAUUAAUGCUCGUUGUUUGCUGUAGCACCAUCCACAGCAUUUUCUGUUCUCAUUACAUGUUGAGUGUGUAUUUGGAAUUGAUCUUAACACUGUAAUUUGUUCUGCAGAUUUAAUUUUUAAUUGGUUAUGGCUAUGUUUUUUUUUUUUUCUUGUUUGUGUUUUUUUGUUGUUGUUUGUUUUGUUUUUUUACAAGCGACAUGUUAGAGAGGAUAAAUAACAGCACUUGUGUGGCAGUUUGAAUUUAAUAGCUCUCAAGACAUUGGCUUUUUUCAUGAAAUUAUGCUUUGUAAACAGUUGACUGUGCAGGUUUUUUCCUCUUACUCCAUGGAGUGGGUCUGUGUUUCAAAGGUAUAAAAAUCUGACUAAAGCGAGUAAUACAAAGUUAAUCUGUUUUGUUAUUUUUCUGUAUGGGUUGUAAUAAAAUAUUGCAGUACUUUGUAUGAAAACAGACAAUAGUUAAUUGUAACUAUUUAUAAAUUAAAUUAUUGUACUUUUUGCAAUCUGUAGAUAAGUACUAUGUAUUCAUAUAUACAGUAACAACUGUGGAUUUAAACGUGAUUCUCUGAGGUGUCUAAGUUAUUGAUGUAUAUAUUGUAUGUUUGUUGAUACAGCUUACUUUAUUUUCUAUAAGACCAAUAAAAUGUUUUGAAAAAGGA
This is a messenger RNA of Lates calcarifer (barramundi perch), 5308 nucleotides long. RefSeq names its product transcription factor MafG. The transcript has 3 exons. The coding region runs from base 783 to 1271 and encodes 162 amino acids. Gene Ontology annotation, cellular component: nucleus. Lineage: Eukaryota; Metazoa; Chordata; Actinopteri; Centropomidae. The record is from RefSeq and is a predicted model, not a curated record. Gene Ontology annotation, biological process: regulation of transcription by RNA polymerase II; regulation of epidermal cell differentiation. Gene Ontology annotation, molecular function: RNA polymerase II cis-regulatory region sequence-specific DNA binding; DNA-binding transcription factor activity, RNA polymerase II-specific.